AUCUGAUGUUAGAUGUGAUUUAAAAUAAUCCUGAUUUUAGAUGUGAUUUAAAAUAAUCCUGAUUUUAGAUGUGAUUUAAAAUAAUCCUGAUUUUAGAUGUGAUUUAAAAUAUUCCUGAUUUUAGAUUUGACUUAAUCCUGAUUUUUGGUGAAGGGAGGACCCACUCUGUGUUACCUCAUAACUCUGAAUGUGUUUGAAAUCCAUCAAGCUCUCAAGUUACUGCUACUGGAUAAAUUAGACAGUGACUCCGGUUGGUUUCAUGUCUGUUAUAUAGAACUCAGGGAACAAUCAGCAGGUCACUUGAUUAGUUUGUAAAAUGACUCCCUGUCAAUUGAUUGAAUUAGACACUUCCAAUGAAUUCAUAACUCUGUGUGAUUGGUCAAAUGUAUUAUUAAAUUAGUAAUUGGUAAACUAUAAAGAUAGUAUUGUCAGAGAGUGUCUUGACUCCAUAAACUGGCAGACUGGCUGUGACAAGAAGAGAAGACGAGGGUAAGAAAGAGAAGGACCCCUCUGAACUGUCAUGACCCAGAGGUCACACACAUGGUGUGAUCAAUUACCCAACCAACGUGUCAGCCUCCAGUACCCACCCAGAGUCAGCCUCCAGUACCCACACAGAGUCAGUCUCCAGUACCCACCCACAGAGUCAGUCUCCAGUAUCUAACCACCAUGUCAGCCUCCAUUACCCACCCACAGAGUCAGUCUCCAGUAUCAACCACAGUGUCAGCCUCCAGUACCCACCUACAGAGUCAGUCUCCAGUAUCAACCACCAUGUUAGCCUCCAGUACCAACCAUAUAGAGCCAGCCUCCAGUGUCAACCACAGUGUCAGCCUCCGGUAUCAACCACCAUGUCAGUCUCCAGUACCCACCCACAGAGUCAGUCUCCAGUAUCAACCCACAGAGUCAGCCUCCAGUACCAACCACAGAGUCAGUCUCCAGUAUCAACCCACAGUGUCAGCCUCCAGUAUCAACCACAGAGUCAGUCUCCAUUAUCAACCACAGAGUCAGUCUCCAGUAUCAACCACAGAGUCAGUCUCCAGUAUCAACCACAGUGUCAGCCUCCAGUACCCAACCACCAUGUCAGCCUCCAGUAUCAACCACCAUGUCAGCCUCCAGUACCAACCACCAUGUCAGCCUCCAGUACCAACCACCAUGUCAGCCUCCAGUACCAACCACCAUGUCAGCCUACCAGUACCAACCAUCAUGUCAGCCUCCAGUACCAACCACCAUGUCAGCCUCCAGUACCAACCAUCAUGUCAGCCUCCAGUACCAACCACCAUGUCAGCCUCCAGUACCCAACCACCAUGUCAGCCUCCAGUACCCAACCACCAUGUCAGCCUCCAGUACCCAACCACCAUGUCAGCCUCCAGUACCAACCACCAUGUCAGCCUCCAGUACCAACCACCAUGUCAGCCUCCAGUACCAACCAUCAUGUCAGCCUCCAGUACCAACCACCAGGUCAGCCUCCAGUAUCAACCAUCAUGUCAGCCUCCAGUAUCAACCACCAUGUCAGCCUCCAGUACCAACCACCGUGUCAGCCUCCAGUAUCAACCAUCAUGUCAGCCUCCAGUACCAACCACCAUGUCAGCCUCCAGUAUCAACCACCAUGUCAGCCUCCAGUAUCAACCACCAUGUCAGCCUCCAGUAUCAACCACCAUGUCAGCCUCCAGUACCAACCACCAUGUCAGCCUCCAGUACCAACCACCAUGUCAGCCUCCAGUAUCAACCACCAUGUCAGCCUCCAGUAUCAACCACCAUGUCAGCCUCCAGUACCAACCACCAUGUCAGCCUCCAGUAUCAACCACCAUGUCAGCCUCCAGUACCCAACUACCAUGUCAGCCUCCAGUACCCAACCGCCAUGUCAGCCUCCAGUAUCAACCACCAUGUCAGCCUCCAGUACCCAACCACCAUGUCAGGCUCCAGUAUCCAACUACCAUGUCAGCCUCCUCCUAACCCCAGUAUCCAACCACCAUGUCAGCCUCCUAACCCCAGUAUCCAACUACCAUGUUGGCCUCCUCCUAACCCCAGUAUCCAACCACCAUGUCAGCCUCCUAACCCCAGUAUCCAACUACCGUGUCAGCCUCCUCCUAACCCCAUAUCCAACCACCAUGUCAGCCUCCUCCUAA
Oncorhynchus keta (chum salmon) is the source of this 2123-nucleotide messenger RNA. RefSeq lists its product as uncharacterized. The transcript is spliced from 2 exons. NCBI's taxonomy places the organism in Eukaryota, Metazoa, Chordata, Actinopteri, Salmoniformes, Salmonidae. The record is from RefSeq and is a predicted model, not a curated record. The coding region runs from base 846 to 2123 and encodes 425 amino acids.